UGAUAGCAGUGUUGGUUAACAAAUUUGAUGGUGGCAAGCAGUGCAUGUGGCACCUUCACCAGCUGUUCUGGCAGCGAACAAAGCCAAACGUGUAAAGUUUAAAACAUACAAAUUCAUUUGGCCUUUUGAAUGGCCGAACAGCGUCGCCGGUACCGCAACAAGAAGCGGGAUGACCAGCAAUCCGCCAACGUCCUGGCGCCGGUCACCAUUGCCCGGCGCUGCGAUGACCCCCGCCUCGUACAGCCCAAGAUCCUGCUGAAGAAGGAUCGUGACCGGGACAGGGACCGCGACAAGGAUAAGGAGAGGGAGCAAGAUCGAGAGCGCGAGCGAGACUCAGAGAUACCCAGCAGUGGUAGCAGCAACCAGGACACGCCCUCAUCCAUCAAGACGAUAAUUAUCAAUCGGACCACCGAUGCCCGACUUCCAGAACGAUAUCAAGGGAUGAUGUCGUCGCCCGGGACCGGAGCAGGAGGAUCCAAUCCCAGCAUGGCCCACGUUCCAGUGCCCGGCAACUCGGUGUGCGCGGCUCUGGUCAGUUCAUCCACGGCGCCGAACAGCUGCCGGGACAGAAGCUGCAAUCCAACACCCACUGCCAACGGAGCUACACCCGCCCUCCAGGACAUCCAGCCGCCGCGUAUGACCCGCCCCACACCACUGAUCGUCGCCAACGGCGUCUUCAAUGCCAAUGCCCGCAAGCUGUUCAACAAAACCAACACCGACUUCACGGUAAUCGGGAUUCUGGGGAGCCAGAGCAGCGGGAAGAGCACCUUGCUCAAUCUCCUGACGGCCGACCGACCGCUGGACUACGACUACUACCAGCACCUGUUCGCCCCGGAGGCGGACGAGUGCAUAUUCGCGACGCGGCCCAAAAAAGCGAACAAUGGCAGCCAGAAGAAUGUCCUGCGUCCGAGGACCGACGCGUUGCAGUUCUUCAUCACCCGAGAACGUCACAUCCUGGUGGACACGCCGCCCCUGCUGGCCACUUGCAAGGAGGCGGACAACCUGGACAUGCACUGCCUCGGCGUGGUGGCCCAGCUGCUGAGCGUGUGCCAUGUGCUCAUCCUGGUGAUCGACGGUGUGGCUGUGGAGCAUCUCCGCCUUCUGAACGCUGCCCUGCGCCUUCGACCGCGCUUCCCCUGCAAGGGCUAUGUAAGGGAUCACAUACCCCAGGUGAUGUUUGUUCGGAAUCGUGCCCAGCGCUUGGACUUCGAGCCGCAGCAGCGGGAACGGAUGGAGAAGAUGCUGACGCAUCUGUACGAACCGACGGCACUGCCCAUCUACAGGGGGCGUGGUGAGGCGCGCUGCCUAAACACCUUCCUGCUGCCGGACAUGGCGGGGAACGAGGCCACCGCCUACCAUCCCAACCUGGGGGAGCUGGUGCGACAGUUCCGGGAGCGUGUCCUCAGCUCUCCGCGCACCUCCAUGUGCAGCGGCGGCGAGCUGAGCGAGGCCAUUUGGUUCGAGAUCCUGGCGGAGACUGCCCGCAAGAGUGGACCCAAUUUCGAGAAGAUCCACUCGGAGAUCAAGCUGCGCCACCUGGAUGCCCGUACAGGCCAGUGGGGCCAGCGGGCGGAACAGUGGCGCAACGACACGUGAUCCAGGGAGGGAUGGGUCUCCUCCCGACCCGGAUCCGAACCGUAAUAUCAACUAAAAAGAAACAAAAUCGCAUACUUUCCACACAAGACUGUCAAAUGACGUGAUUUUUGAGUUAUGCAGCAGGACAAUGGGGUGGCCCCGGUUUAAUGGAGUAACUUGGGGGGCGUUACAAUUAUGUUGGCAAAAUAAAACAUAUUUAUUUUUAAA
Drosophila ananassae is the source of this 1803-nucleotide messenger RNA. RefSeq names its product protein SMG9. The transcript has a single exon. The record is from RefSeq and is a predicted model, not a curated record. The coding region runs from base 130 to 1596 and encodes 488 amino acids. Gene Ontology annotation, biological process: nuclear-transcribed mRNA catabolic process, nonsense-mediated decay. Lineage: Eukaryota; Metazoa; Arthropoda; Insecta; Diptera; Drosophilidae.